AUGGCGGCCCGCUGCGGCAGAGCGCUUACUAAGGUCGGAUGGACUUUGCUGGACUCUCCGCUGUCCACACGGGCCGGUACCGGGGGGAGGCUGCUCGGGACCAGGACCCUCUUCACCGGGGGCUCUAGGGCGCGGACUGGGCUGGCUCUGUCCCGGACCGCGGCCACAGGAGCGUUCCUACUCGGGGGUGGACUGGGUCUGUACCACACAGUGAAGCGGUGGCAGCAGCAGCAGCACUUUGCACAGGAGCCACAGAAGGCUGAAGGUGACGCUCUGAAGCUGAUCCUGUACCAGUACAAGACCUGUCCGUUCUGCAGUAAAGUCCGAGCCUUUUUGGACUACCACGGGCUUCCGUACGAGAUCGUGGAGGUCAACCCUGUCAUGAGGAAGGAGAUCAAGUGGUCCACGUACAGAAAAGUGCCUAUUCUCAUGGUCGAUGAAGUGCAAUUGAACGACUCCUCCGUCAUCAUCAGCUCAAUCAAGUCUCACCUCGUGUCAAACGGUAAGUCGAUGUCUGAGAUCAUCCGCUGUUACCCGGAGGUGAAGUCUAAGAACGACAGCGGUAAAGAGGUGGUGGAGCACAUGAACAAAUACUGGGUGAUGCUGGACGAGGCCGAGCUGCUGCAGCUGUACCCCGAGAAAGGACAGCAGAAAGAGGAGAUGAAGUGGCGGCAGUGGGCGGAUGAUUGGCUGGUGCACCUGAUCUCUCCGAACGUCUACAGAACCACAGCUGAGGCUCUGGCGUCCUUCGACUACAUCGUCCGAGAAGGAAAGUUCAGCUCCUUCGAGGGAUUCUUCGCCAAAUACGUGGGCGCGGCGGCCAUGUUCCUCAUCUCCAAACGCCUCAAGCACCGACAUAACCUCCAGGACGACGUGAGGCAGGACCUGUACAAAGCUGUGAACGACUGGAUCGCAGCCAUCGGGAAGAAACGCAAGUUCAUGGGAGGAGAGCAGCCCAACCUGGCAGACCUGUCUGUGUUCGGAGUGCUGCGUGUGAUGGAGGGGCUGCAGGCUUUUGAAGACAUGAUGAACAACACCAAAGUCAAACACUGGUACAGACGGAUGGAGACAGCCACACACGACCACCAGGGGCGCCAGUGA
Knipowitschia caucasica is the source of this 1101-nucleotide messenger RNA. The record is from the annotation of a GenBank genome assembly. Lineage: Eukaryota; Metazoa; Chordata; Actinopteri; Gobiiformes; Gobiidae.